Molecule: messenger RNA, 822 nt
Organism: Pestalotiopsis fici W106-1
Lineage: Eukaryota; Fungi; Ascomycota; Sordariomycetes; Amphisphaeriales; Sporocadaceae
Exons: 5
Coding region: 1-822 (273 amino acids)
Biological process (GO): proteolysis
Molecular function (GO): glutamic-type endopeptidase activity
Source: RefSeq, a predicted model, not a curated record
AUGAAGUUCACAGCUGUCAUCACCGCACUUGCUUGCGCUGAGGCUGCCCUCGGUGCCCGUUUCACUGAGGCUCGUCGCCAACGUCACGCCGAGCGUGCUGCCAAGCGUGCAGCUGAGCGCAACAGCAACCCCCGACUUCCUGCUGAUGACUCCAUCAUCGAGGGUCUGGCUCUUGACAAUGAGACGCAAGUUUCGUACUCCUCCAACUGGGCCGGAGCUGUCCUUAUCGGUUCUGGAUACAAGUCUGUGACUGGCACUUUUGUGGUCCCGACUCCUUCUGUUCCCUCGGGUGGAAGCUCCCGAACUGAAUAUGCCGCUAGCGCGUGGGUGGGUAUUGAUGGAGAUACCGCCACCAACUCCAUCCUGCAGACUGGUGUCGACUUUUACGUCGAGGGCAGCACGACCAGCUUUGACGCUUGGUACGAGUGGUAUCCCGACUAUGCGUAUACCUUCAGUGGCAUCUCCAUUUCCGCUGGAGACACCAUCACCGUGACCGUCACGGCCACCAGCACGACGGGCGGCACGGCUGUGGUUUCCAACAAGUCGACUGGCAAGUCGGUCACUCACACCUUUAGCGGCCAGACCAAGGCGCUUCAGGAGCUCAACGCCGAGUGGAUCGUCGAAGACUUCAGCUCCGGCAGCUCGCUGGUACCCUUUGCUGACUUUGGCUCCGUCACCUUCACCAAUGCUCAAGCCACCACCUCUAGCGGCACUGUCGGAGUCACUGGUGCUGAGAUCAUUGACAUUAAGCAGAGCAACAAGGUUCUGACUGAUGUUAGCCUUGACAGCAGCACCCAGGUCACCGUCUCUUACAUUGGUUAA